AUGGAAUUUUUUCAGAAGCAAAUGGAUUUACCAGUCGAUAAGAUGCGAAUACUGAAAGAGUAUAAUAAUGAGAAGAAAUGGAAGGUGGUUGUGGAUAGCGUGAGUACUGAAUCUUUGUUCACUUCGAAUAUUCACUUUUUUAGUUGGGUGAUUCAAUUCCUCAAUCCACCAAACAAUGGUCUUCAAGUACUUGUCGAGUAUAUGAAUCAGUUGUUACUGGAGGCAUCGUCACAAGUUCUUUUUUUUUCUAGGAACUGUUGUUACAACUUCGAGUUUCUUCAUACUCUGAGUUCAUUUUCAGAUCAUACUAUAAGUGGAAGAACAACGAAAGUUAGCAAAAAUGUUGGCGAAUUGGAAGAUGACGUUCACGUUUGUAUUAUGUGCCUUAGAGCCAUAAUGAAUAACAAGCGUGGUUUCGAACUGGUAUUCGCCGAUUCAAGAGCAAUUUAUUGUAUUGUACGAAGUAUACUGCAUCAGAGUCUUCGAACAAAGACUUUGGUGAUGCAAAUGCUUUCAUCGAUAUGCAUGGUUCAGGGAGGUCAGGAACUUGUCAGCGAUGCAUUUGAUCAGUUUAGAUUGGACUAUCGUGAAAGACACCGCUUUCAAACGCUAAUGUAUUUCAUUCGGAAUCCUCCUGAAUUCCAUGUGGAAUUCCUGUCAUCAGCCAUACAAUUCUUGGAUAUUUUCUCAUCGGUUGAAGAUUUGAAUCAGAAAGUCUACCUGCAGUAUGAAAUGCAUCUACUGGGGCUGGAUGAUUUCAUCGAUGAGAUGGCAGAAUGCAUGUCGGAUGAGUUGCAAGCUCGAAUGUCUGCCUAUGUGAAUGGGGAAAUGGACGUUGCCGCCCUUGUAGAAGACUCACAACAGAAGGCUCGUCUAGCAGAGGAAUGCGAGCAGCUGAAAAGCCGACUUUCGCAGGCCAAUGAACGAGUCCAAGAGGUGGAGGCGAAAUGGAUCACAGACAAAGCUGCUCUUGAUCGGAGAUUGUUGGAUCUCGUGCGGGAGCGCGAAAGGAUGCAAAAAGAUCAUGAAGCUCAAGAAGGGACAUGGAAGAGAACAAUCAACGAAAAAGAUAGGCAAGCUCGAGAACAGCAAUCCAGGCUUGAGCAGAAGAUCCAGGAGCUGGAAGCUAUUCAGAAGACGAUGCAAGCUGGACUUCAAGUGCAACAACAAGCAAAGUCUCCUCCAACUCCACCUCCUCCGGCACCAGGACCCCAUCGUGAGAACGGAGCACCACCUCCACCAGCUCCAACUCCAGCUACGGUUACUGCUCCACCACCACCUCCUCCACCACCGCCAGGAUUUGGCAAAAGUGGGCCACCAGCUCCUCCGCCUCCAGGUUUCAUGAAAAAUGGUCCCGCUGCAGAUACUAUUAAGAAGACAUAUCAGACCAGAAAUAAGCUUCCCCAGUUGAACUGGACGGCCAUGAAGCCGAAUCAGGCGAAGAACACCGUUUUCGAAGAUCUCAACGACGAGAAGAUCAUCGAGAAACUGGAUUUCUCACAUCUGGAAGAGAUGUUCAAGUUGGCGCCAAACGGUAACAGGCUGGAUGUAACCAGUUCGUCGUCGGUAAUUGGUCAGCACAGCCCUGGAUCGACUGGCAGUGGGCCGACGAAGAAGAACUCGUUGUUGGAUACGAAACGGUUGCAAAACGUUGCAAUAACUCGUCGCAAAUUGGCCCUCGAACCACGCGAAAUAAUGGCCGCUGUUCACCAAAUGGAUUUGAACACGCUUUCGGCGGACAAAGUUGACAUAUUGUCAAGAAUACUACCCAACGACGAGGAACGAAAGCUGUAUGCAGAACGAGGGGAUGAUGAAGGACUCAGUGAUGAGGACCGAUUCAUGGCAGCUCUGUGCGAAAUCGAACGACUUGAGCAUAAAUUGAGCGUGAUGCGCGUCAUGGCUGACUUCGAUGAAAGCGUUGCAUUACUUGAACCGCAAUUCACGCACGUAACGGCAGCGUCGAAAUGCGCCCGUGAAGCCACAAUGUUCCAUCGCGUUUUGGAAGUGAUUCUGGCGUUUGGUAACUAUAUGAAUAGUUGCCGAAAAGGAAGUGUGUAUGGUUUCCGCUUGAGCAGUUUGGACUCGUUGGCCAUAAUGAAAUCGCCAUCGGAUCGCUCGCUGACCCUCCUGCAUAUGGUCGUGGAAUCGAUUGAACGAUCGUUCCCAGAUUUGAUGAAGUUUGCUGAUCAACUGAAGUUUGUCGACAAGGCGUCAGUGCAAUGGGAUAGCGUUCUGUCGGAUAUGAAAGAGCUGGAGGCAGGUUUUGAGACUGCUAGAAAGGAACGUGCACUCAAACGGGACAACUGUCCAGUGCCUCUAGCCGAGUUUUUGAAGACACACGACGAGCGCAUGAAACAACUGCAAGAACAUGCGAAACUUGCUGUGAAAACGUACGAAUCUUGCAUUGAAUUUUAUGGAGAAUCCGCACGAACAAUGCCACCUAACGAUUUCUUCGCGAGGUUGAGUAAAUUCAUCGCAAAUUUCAAUCGCUGCAAGCAGGAGAAUGAUGCUCGUGAUGCAGCUGAAAAGCGGCAACGCGACGAAGCAGAGCGACGAUCGCGCGUCAUGACAAAAACACAGCAACAGGACGGAAUAAUGCGUGAACUGACGGAACGCGUCGGCAACGGAAACGUCGCUAAGCGGCAACGCGGUAAAAUUGACAGCCAGCAGAUUGGCCAUGGCGAUUUCGAGAAGUUGAUGAGUGGCCUCAAACAAACGUACGCGGUAACACCCUCAAGUCCGUCUCCUGCACCGCGAGUCGGACCACCCGUAGCAGCAAAGACCCGCGUGGUCGGGGUGGACCGUGACAGGCAGUAA
Messenger RNA from Haemonchus placei, 2817 nucleotides. Lineage: Eukaryota; Metazoa; Nematoda; Chromadorea; Rhabditida; Trichostrongylidae. The record is from the annotation of a GenBank genome assembly.